Molecule: messenger RNA, 1661 nt
Organism: Tupaia belangeri chinensis (Chinese tree shrew)
Lineage: Eukaryota; Metazoa; Chordata; Mammalia; Scandentia; Tupaiidae
Gene: MIPOL1
Product: mirror-image polydactyly 1
Exons: 12
Coding region: 396-1661 (421 amino acids)
Source: RefSeq, a predicted model, not a curated record
CGCUGUGUGCAGCUGGCCCCCACCGCUCCCCGCCCCACAGGGUUGUUUUGGGGCGCGCGAACCUCAGCGCGCGGGGGAGCCGGGGCCGGAGGCUCCCAGCGAGCGGCGAUUGGCUGACGCGGAGGCUCCGCGUCCGGCCUGAGAAACUCUGGGCGAGCGCAGAGUAGGCUGCUCAGGCGGAGCCUGGCGCAUCUCAGCUAAUCCAAAAGUAAAUGAGGAACUUAGAAAAAGAUUGCCAACUCCAGAUCAACAUAUUUAGAGAAAAUUGGAAAAGGAGAAGCUUACUACAGCUUUAUUUGAGGACUUUUUAAAGAACGCAGAGUUCUAGCUGUGAGCUUCAAAUCUUGGAGCAAAAACCGAAGACCUUGCCAGAGCAAACAAGAGCAGAAGUACAAAUGGAGAACUGGUCAAAAGAUGAAGCUCACAUUUAUCUUGAACAGAAGACUACAGAGAGACAUAGAAGUACGCAGUCAGAUGAGCAACUGCCUAUGAAUUCUGAAGGAAGUGUGUGUCAAGAAUCUAAGCAGUUGGUUAAUAAAGGCACAGACGAAGAUGCAGAGGUGCUGGGGCAGAGAUCAAGGAGUUUUCAGGUCAUCAGUCCCUAUCCAGAUGAUGAGGCAGCUUACUGCCCUACUGAAAAAUCCAGCAUUUUGGAACAUAGAAAUAAUGAACUGCAUUAUGAAUAUAUUAUUUCAUGUGAAGCUACUUCAGACUUAAAUAAAGAGAAGACAAUAGCAUUUCUUCUAAAAGAGUUGGAUAUUCUCAGAGCAGGCAAUAAAAAGCUUCAAGAAAAACUGACUAAAGAAGAUAAAGAACAGAGGAAACUAAAACUGAAGCUGGAACUCCAAGAGAAAGCAACAGAAGCUAGAAUUGCUGAAAAGACAGCAGCUCUGGUUGAAGACGUGUAUUUUGCACAAAGAGAACGUGAUGAGGCUAUGAUGUCUAGACUGCAGUUGGCCAUCCAAGAGAGAGAUGAAGCAAUCACACGAGCCAAGCAUAUGGAGGCAUCUUUAAAACUGCUAGAAAAUAUUAACCCUGAAGAAAAUGACAUGACAUUACAGGAAUUACUGAACAGAAUAAACAAUGCAGACACAGGGAUAGCUAUUCAGAAGAAUGGAGCUAUAAUUGUGGAUAGAAUCUACAAGACCAAAGAAUGUAAAAAGAGAAUAACUGCAGAAGAAAUGAACGCAGUGAUAGAAGAACGGGAUGCUGCUUUGUCUCAGUGCAAACGGCUAGAGCAGGAGCUUCAUCAUCUGAAAGAGCAGAACCAGACUUCAGCAAACAACAUGAGACAUCUGACUGCUGAAAACAAUCAGGAACGUGCUCUGAAGGCAAAGUUAUUAUCUAUGCAACAAGCCAGAGAAACUGCAGUUCAACAGUACAAAAAACUGGAAGAAGAAAUUCAGACACUUAGAGUUUACUACAGUUUACACAAAUCUUUAUCUCAAGAAGAAAAUCUGAAGGAUCAGUUUAACCAUACCCUUAGUACUUAUGAAGAAGCGUUAAAAAACAGAGAGAACAUUGUUGCCAUCAUUCAACAACAAAAUGAGGAACUGACCACCCAACUACAACAAACUCUGACAGAGCGAGCAAACAUGGAGGUACAGCUUCGCCAUGCCACAGAGGCCACCCAAGUGGCCAAUGAGAAGGUUCAAAAGUAA